UCCAUUGCAAAGAACAAUCUUCAAAGCACCACUCAAAAUGAAAUUCCUUAUCUGCUUCGCUCUCUUCAUUGCUGCUGCCAGCGCUCAUGUUGUGGCUCCCGUGACCACCUAUGCUGCUGCUGCUCCAGCUUAUACCACUUACGCCGCCGCAGCUCCUGCUUACACUACAUAUGCUGCUGCCCAUCCUGCCUAUACCACUUAUGCUGCUGCUGCUCCAGUUUAUACACGCUCCUUGUACUCUGCUCCCGCUACCUAUACUACCUAUUCGGCACCUGCUGUAGUUUCAGCACCCGCUGCUGCUGUUGUUGCUGCCCCAGCUGUCCCCGCUGUCUACACCACUUUGUUGAAGAAGAACUAUGAGAAUUUUGUCAACAGCUAUCAGUUCAUUACGCUCCAUUGCAAAGAACAAUCUUCAACAACCUCUAUUCAAAAUGAAACUAGCGCUCAUGUUGUUGCCCCGGUAACUACUUAUGCUGCUGCAGCCCCAGCUUAUACCACUUAUGCUGCUGCCCAUCCAGCAUAUACCACUUAUGCCGCUGCUGCUCCUGCCUAUACCACCUAUGCUGCUGCUCAUCCCGCCUACACUACAUAUGCUGCUGCUGCUCCAGUUUACACUCGGUCCGUGUAUUCGGCUCCCGCUGCCUAUACCACCUACUCUGCUCCAGCUGUAGUUUCAGCUCCUGCUGCUGCUACCGUUGUUGCUGCCCCAGCUGCUCCCGCUUUCCUCGUCUGCUUGGCCCUCUUCAUUGCUGCUGCUAGCGCACAUGUUGUAGCUCCUGCCUACACCACAUAUGCUGCUGCCCCAGCUUACACCACUUAUGCUGCUGCCGCCCCUGCAUAUACUGCUUACGCUGCUCCAGCUUAUACCAGCUAUGCCGCUGCUGCUCCCGUGUACACCCGUUCAUUGUACUCUGCUCCCGCAGCCUAUACCACCUAUUCUGCCCCAGCUGUAGUUGCAGCUCCUGCUGCCGCUGCUGUUGUUGCUGCCCCAGCUGCUCCCGCUGUCUACACCACUUUGUUGAAGAAGAAGUAAAGUUCUUUGAAAUUGGA
Musca vetustissima is the source of this 1050-nucleotide messenger RNA. RefSeq names its product pupal cuticle protein G1A-like. Bases 38 to 1033 code for a protein of 331 amino acids. The record is from RefSeq and is a predicted model, not a curated record. Lineage: Eukaryota; Metazoa; Arthropoda; Insecta; Diptera; Muscidae. The transcript is spliced from 5 exons.